UCUAGAUAGUCUAACUCAGUCAAUUGAUUCCACUGAAGUUAAACUUCAUUUGUAUCUCCAUCAAUUUCUCGAUUGAAAGUAACUUUUGAAUUUCGGCAACAUGACUCGUCGCUCGUUUCUCACUUUCUUCCUGCUGGUCAUAUCGGCGACCGCUCAGAACAUCACUCUCUUUGAUGCACUUCGUUCAGUGAACGCAUCUUUGUUCGCUGACUGGAUCCAAAAAAAUCCUGAGCUAGCUUCUUUUUACACAUCAAGCAAUGUUCAAACAGUGUACGCACCAACUGAUGAGGCAUUUAUCGCGUUCAACCGCACAAACGGCGGCGAGUUACAGCACCGUCUUUGGACCAGACAAGGAGUCGACCCGGCCUUAGCAGCCCGAUAUCAGGCUAUGAAAAAUAGUGAAGAAGUUUUCAAUGGGGGUUCCUCAUCGUCAAGUUCCUCUACGUCGUCAAGUUCCUCUACCUCGUCAAGUUCCUCUACCUCGUCAAGUUCCUCUACCUCGUCAAGCUCUACUACGUCGUCAAGUUCCUCAUCAACGUCUGGUUCAGCUUCGUCGUCGAGCCUUUCCUCUACCUCUCUGACUUUUCUCUCUGGAACGUCGAGUUUACCAUUCGGGCCUUCCACCACACUUUCGUCUUCUCCAUUGUCAACUCCUUCCUCAUCCUUGACAUUGAUUCAAUCAAAUCUGGACGGGCCCUAUGAGGGUUCCCAACCCGUCGUUCAGGAGACCAUAAUUGUUUACGGUAACUCAGUCUCCAAGCGUGAUUCGUCCUCUACUUCCCGAGUUGUACUUCGUUCAGGCCUAGGAAACAAUGUGAGCGUUGUCACGCCAAAUAUCCGUUACAACGGAGGAAUCCUCCAUACCGUUGAUGGAUUUUUCACACUCCCCCAAUCGUUCAGCAGCACAUUCAACCAGACCAACACAACCAGCUUUGCUCAAGGGCUUUCCAAGACUGGGCUAGGAACUGCGAUUGAGAAUUCGACAGCAACAACAGUCUUCACUACUUCCAACGAAGUGUUUCAGGCUGGAGUAGCUAAUAGCACCAAUACAACACUUUCCAGCACCUUGUCAAACCAAAUAAUUCCCAAUUUUCUCGGAUAUUCGCCCCUCCUCACCAACGGGACCGUUCUUACUGCACAAUCGGGGAAGAAUAUUACCGUGACCAUACAGAACGGGGACUAUUAUAUCAACAAUGCUAAGAUCAUCGCGUUCGACCAGCUUACAUCCAAUGGAGUCGCGCAUGUGGUGGAUAGUUUCAUUAAUCCUUCCAGUGCUCCCCCGGUGCCCGUCUUUACUGGUGCAGCCGUGUCUGAUAAGGCGGGCGACGUGUCUACCGGAGUGCUGUCAGGCUUGUCAAUGCUCCUCGCCUUUUUACUCUGAUUUUUAAGGAAGUUGAGCAUCAGCAAAUAAAAAAACCUUGCUACUGAUUAGCUGCAGAUUGACACCGGUAGCCUGCAGCUGCCAACAUCGAUGAUCGCUAAACGCCCGAACGCCCGAACGUGCCAAUAAUAACGGCGGAACGCCUCGCCAAUAUCUUCCUUGUCCAGACUUUUGAGUCCCGUCCUUUCAAUACGGGCUAGCUAUAGUUCUCUGUCUGCAUGGUACAGCAGCCACACUAUCCCCUUUUCUGACGGACUUGCUUUGCCGCUCAUCGGGAAACUGGCAAUAAUGGUGGUUGAAUUAUGCUCUAGACUCGGCUCUUUGCAUUAGCUUAUAAUACUUUAAUAAUAAAUUAAUUCGCGCCGCCCCUCCCC
Talaromyces proteolyticus is the source of this 1755-nucleotide messenger RNA. RefSeq names its product FAS1 domain-containing protein. The coding region runs from base 101 to 1381 and encodes 426 amino acids. The transcript has 3 exons. NCBI's taxonomy places the organism in Eukaryota, Fungi, Ascomycota, Eurotiomycetes, Eurotiales, Trichocomaceae. The record is from RefSeq and is a predicted model, not a curated record.